CUAUGGUCGGAGGAGAUGGUGCUUUCAUUUCUCAGGAGUCAACAGUGAUAACUCCCAAUGGGUUCCGUGUUUCUGGUACCUUUCGAGGUCUUUGUUGCAUAACGUACCAGACAGCUAUUAGUUUGGUGAGCUGCAGUAGUCAAUUUUGUUGGGUUUCGUUUAUACAUUUUCAGCGAAUUAAACUAUGUCAAACGACUUGGUCUCUGCUCGUCCUUAGACGCCGAUUUUCACACUCCCCCACUGCCGGUGAAUCGGAUACAAUGCCGGAUAUCCUUGUAGAUCAAAGUUAAUUGGGCAUGGGACCACUGGGCGUCUAUUGAAUCGCCUAUCAUGUCUACCAUCACCUCAACGCCGAACCAUCCCACCAUGUCAACCUGCUCUGCUAUAUUACAGAAGGAUUCACCGACCGAGCAGCAAGGAAACGAGGCCGGGGAAGAAUACAUGCAUCCGAUCACAGUCGCCAUCGAGCAAUCUGGGUUCACAGAACUAAGAUAUCUGAAUAGUCUCAGAACCCUGGGCCAAGAAAGUGCAGUUAUGGAACGUCACUAUGAAAGACAACAACACACUGCUGACGGCGCCGACCACACUAUGACUCGCUCGUGGUUUUUGCGGAUGAAACAGAUCAUGCAGGAGAUCGACCGAUUUUGUCCUGUAUGUGGCAUUAUGAGCGGGGAUUUCCGAUUUUUGGAUCUAGGUUGCUGCCCCGGCGGGUUUUCGUCGUACAUUCUUGAUAAGAACACCCAAGCCAGUGGCUUCGGUAUUUCCUUAUCUCCUCAAGAAGGCGGUCAUCCUUUUCUGAUGGAUGAAAGUCUCCUGAAUCGCUACUCCAUCGUAUUCGCAAACAUAGCUAGGUUCGAAUUAGGCCCCAGCUCCGACCCUGAACUUCUUCCCACCCCUGCCAGGACCUUCGACCUCGUCGUUAUGGACGCCAGCCACCUUCGCAAUCAACCGCAGAGGGCGGCUCAUAAGGUCUAUAUAUCUGAGCUGAUCCUAGGACUCAGAGCCGUAAAAAUGGGAGGAUCGAUUGUUCUUAAACUUCACCGUCCAGAAUCAGAUUACUCAGCGCGUCUUCUUUACCUCCUCGAUAAGGUGUCUUGGAGAAUCAAGACGUUCAAACCAAUGUCCAUUCACAAGGAUCGUGGUUCGUUCUACGUUAUCGUCCGCGGUGUUGGUUUGGAUGUGCACCACCGGCCCUCAUUCGAACGGCAGGCUCUGUUGUCUCGCGCGGUGGAAUCGUUCCAGAUGCUUUGGGUCGAUUUGGGCGAGGAGGGGAGAGAAAGGGAUUUAGUUCCGGAGGAUUUGAAUUUUAUCAUCACCGUAGACGAUCUCGUGAAAGAGUAUACAGAUCGUUUGGGAUGGCUCGGUCGUAAAGUCUGGGAGAUCCAGGCAAGAGCACUUGUGGCGUUAUUCAGGAGGGAAGGGAUUGCAGUCGAUUAGUCCUAUGAUCUAUCAGCGAUAGCAUGAUUCUCGUUUUUCCGUUAUAAUCGUACACUUCACGGGUGUAAGCAAUUGUACAGGGCACCUCGUUUCAUCUCCGCUGAGACGAGCAGCACACAAGGACUAGCAGUGUAACGGGCUUACUCCAAAACCUAUCAUCCUCUAGUAUCCAAUCAUCAAUUCCCAUUCUCUUUCCUUCAUUCACUAUGUACUAGUAUAUCACUCUUAUGCGUAGCGACAUUGUAGGAGAUUAUACGUACCAUGAAAUGCCAUUUCUUCCUUUCCGUUG
This is a messenger RNA of Desarmillaria tabescens, 1726 nucleotides long. RefSeq lists its product as uncharacterized. Gene Ontology annotation, cellular component: cytoplasm; nucleus. The transcript has 4 exons. Gene Ontology annotation, biological process: 7-methylguanosine mRNA capping. Gene Ontology annotation, molecular function: methyltransferase cap1 activity. NCBI's taxonomy places the organism in Eukaryota, Fungi, Basidiomycota, Agaricomycetes, Agaricales, Physalacriaceae. The record is from RefSeq and is a predicted model, not a curated record. The coding region runs from base 331 to 1437 and encodes 368 amino acids.